GGAACGGGGUAGGGAGGCAGCCUACUAAGGGUCACCUCCUGAGCAAUGCGGAGCCAAGCGAGGUCCGGCGGCCAUGCCGAAGGCGGGGCUGCUGCUGAACUGCGGCGCUCGGGCGUGGAAGUCUGUGCGGAUGGCCAGCUCAGGGAUGACACGCCGGGACCCGCUCGCCAAUAAGGUGGCCCUAGUAACAGCCUCCACCGACGGGAUCGGCUUCGCCAUCGCCCGGCGCCUGGCCCGAGAUGGGGCCCAUGUGGUGGUCAGCAGCCGGAAGCAGCAGAACGUGGACCGGGCAGUGGCGGCGCUGCAGGGAGAAGGACUGAGCGUGGUGGGCACCGUGUGCCACGUGGGGAAGGCGGAGGACCGGCAACGACUGGUGGCCACGGCUGUGAACCUCCAUGGGGGCAUUGACAUCCUGGUCUCCAAUGCCGCUGUCAACCCUUUCUUUGGAAACAUAAUGGACGUCACCGAGGAGAUGUGGGACAAGAUUCUGGACAUUAACGUGAAGGCCACAGCCCUCCUGACAAAGGCAGUGGUCCCAGAGAUGGAGAAACGAGGAGGCGGCUCAGUGGUGAUUGUGGCCUCCGUAGCAGCCUACGUCCCGUUUCCUGGCCUGGGCCCCUACAACGUUAGUAAAACAGCCUUGCUAGGCCUCACCAAGAACCUGGCCAGAGAGCUGGUCCAAAGGAACAUCAGGGUGAACUGCCUGGCACCAGGACUCAUCAAGACUAGCUUCAGCCAUAUGUUGUGGAUGGACAAGGAAAGGGAGGAGAGCAUAAAAGAAACCAUGCAGAUAAGAAGGAUAGGCAAGCCAGAUGAGUGUGCAGGCAUCGUGUCUUUCCUAUGCUCUGAAGACGCCAGCUACAUCACCGGGGAGACAGUGGUAGUGGGUGGAGGGACCCCAUCCCGCCUCUGAGGACCUGGAGAGAACUCACCAGGCAGAGAUUGGGCUCUAACUCCUAACUACUAUCCCAGCACUCAUCAGUUAGCCUUUCCUACACUAUUCACCUUACCCUACCCCACUCCCAAAAUCAAUCCUGCCCUGUGAAAAGAUCCAGACUUCCCUCUGGUCAAGGUAUGGUCUUAUGAGGAUUCCCUCUGUUGCUGUAGAUAAAGACUUCCCCUGAGAACAUAGGGCAGGCCUGCUGAGAAAGCUGAAUCUACCUCAGGAAAAACUAACAUUUUUUUCCUGGGCAUGGGGGACUUUGCGGGAGAUGGAACUGAAGGGGCCCGGGUGGAAAGAGCAGUUGGAAAAUCAACAACUUGUAAAGGGAGGUGCAAAUAAAAUGCAGAUGACUGUA
This is a messenger RNA of Suricata suricatta (meerkat), 1298 nucleotides long. RefSeq names its product dehydrogenase/reductase SDR family member 4. The record is from RefSeq and is a predicted model, not a curated record. The transcript is spliced from 8 exons. The coding region runs from base 74 to 913 and encodes 279 amino acids. Gene Ontology annotation, molecular function: carbonyl reductase (NADPH) activity. Gene Ontology annotation, cellular component: peroxisome. Gene Ontology annotation, biological process: retinal metabolic process. NCBI's taxonomy places the organism in Eukaryota, Metazoa, Chordata, Mammalia, Carnivora, Herpestidae.